UAGCGUUUACUCGCGGACUGUCAUUGUGUUUUUAGUGUUUUUACAUGGCUCUAAAACCGAAAACAACAGUUAUCGACAGUUUCAAGUGUAACUUGUGGGUGAAGUUGUCUCCCGGGUAGUAAACGGUUGCUCGCCUCAGAGAUGGAUUACCAGGUUGUGUUUGCAGCCUUGGAGACGGUAUGUGAAGAUGUCGUUUCUCUUAUGAGUGGGCCUACUGAUUUGCCGUAUGGCACUGUUGCCAAGCGCCUGGUCACGAGUAUGAAACAGAUUCAGGAGCACGGCCGAGCCCUGAAACCUGUGGUCCGCAGCUUCACCGCCGUCUACCAUCAUUAUGACUUUGACGCACAAACGCCGGGCAAUGGCUACCGCACCCUGGUCAAGGUAUUGCUGUCUUGCCUUUUGCACAUCAUUCACAAGGGCCGUUACAUUGCCAGUAAUUGCAACAGUGCCUUCUUCAGGGCGGACCACAAUUCGUCUGAGAUAGAGGCCUACUGCAGCGCUCUGUGCCAGCUGCGUGCCCUGCUCCACCUCGCCCAGCGGCUGCUCAACGACAAUGACCCCGGCAAGCUGUACUCCCUGCAUGACGGGGACCUGAGCCGAAGGUUUGUGCAAGAGUACAGCUCCAUGCACAAAGCCUGUUUCUAUGGACGCUGUCUGGGCUUUCAGUUCUCACCAAGUCUGCGUCCAUUCCUCCAGACUGUAGUCAUAAGCAUGAUUUCAUAUGGGGAGACGUAUGGUAAACAGCAGUCUGGCUUGGGUAUGGCCGCCCUUUCCCUCCUCACAUCUGGGAAGUAUGUCAUUGAUCCAGAAUUGCGGGGCAUUGAGUUUGAACGAAUUACCCAGAACCUAGACUUGCAUUUCUGGAAGUCCUUCUGGAACCUCACAGAGUCCGGCCUUAUAACAGGCUUCAGCAGAAUAGCUUCUAGGCCAGUGCAGGUGAACUUCACGCUGACUUUGCCUCCUGUGACUCUACACCUCCCACUGGCCUUAGACCCCAGUCUAACAGCCAUUGUGUCACCUCCAAUAGCCCACUGGGGCCCCGGGCCAGUCCACAUGCGUCUGAUCUCCUGGGAGCUUCGAGAAGGACAGGACAGUGAAGAGCUGCUAGCUUUUUCUCAAAAUGGUCCUUCCACUAUCUCCGCGUCCCAUCUCCCCUGGGUACAGAGGCAGCCUCGCUCCCCCUGGCUGCUCAUCCACUUCCAUGGAGGGGGCUUUGUGGCCCAGACUUCCAAAUCCCAUGAGAAUUAUCUGCGGACUUGGUCCAAGGAACUGAACGUACCUAUCCUCUCCGUGGACUACUCUCUGUCACCCGAAGCGCCCUUUCCCAGAGCUCUGGAGGAAUGUUUCUACGCCUACUGCUGGGCUCUGAAAAACUGUCAUCUGCUGGGCUCCACAGCGGAGCGGGUUUGUCUGGCAGGUGACAGCGCCGGAGGAAACCUCUGCAUCACUGUGUCCAUGAAGAUCAUAUCCAGCGGCAUCAGAAUCCCUGACGGCAUCAUGGCUGCCUACCCCGCCACCAAUCUCACCAUUGACGCCUCGCCCUCCCGCCUGCUCACGCUCAUCGACCCGCUGCUGCCUCUAGGUGUUCUCACAAAGUGCCUCAAUGCCUAUGGAGGAGCAGACUGUCAGACGGUGCAGCCUGCAGUGGGAAGCAGCAGUCUGAGAGAUCAGUUUAGAGACACAGCUGUGCUUCUUGGCGAUCUCACACAGGGAGCCUCCAACUGGAUCCAGUCCUUUCUGAACCCCAUGCUGACUUCAGGGGGCUUGCACUUACCGUCAUCAACGCAGAGAAGCUCCCAGAGCAAUGAAACUCGCAGGGUAUCCACUAACACCCCCACACCAAACUGUGGAGGUUACACGGUUUACCCACAGGGCUUCGAACCCCUGCGCUCAGAGUGCCUGGCUUUUAUCCGUCCAUCGUCCUCCCCCAUUAUCAGGAACCCGUUUGUGUCGCCCGUGCUGGCUCCUAACAACCUGCUAAGAGGCCUGCCACCUGUACACAUAGUGGCCUCUGCUCUGGAUGCCUUGCUGGAUGACUCUGUGAUGUUUGCCAAGAAGCUGCGAGACAUGGGCCAGCCUGUGAGUCUGACGGUGGUGGAGGACCUUCCCCACGGCUUCCUCAGCCUAUCGCAACUUGCCAAAGAGACGGAAGUCGCUGCAGAAAUCUGCGUGGAGCAAAUGAGGAAGAUUUUUCAGCAAGAAAACCCGAUGCCUGCUCUUCGCAAACGAUCCAAGUUGGAAGAGACUUAUCUGAGUACCAAUCCUUCAGGCUGAUGUAUCUGUCAUUUAUGGGACUUGAUUGACAUAAUGUGGUGAGAGAGCUGCAAUAAAUGUAAGAAAGGGAAACCAGUCAGGAAGAAUUAUGAGGACGCAACACAAGCUGUAAAACUUGUGGAAGCUUAGGGGCACUACGACCUAUACUGCACAUUUUAUGUAGGCACCAGCUAUAAUAUGAUCCUAAUCAACAAAAAUUAAAUAACUAAAUAUUUUUCUAACAAGAUUUACGUGUUUAGGAUCCAAAUCAAAUGCACAUUAUGAAUAUUAUGACAGAAACGUCACCGUAACCAGCCCUCGUAGCAAUCUCUUAACUGAUACAUGUCAGGAAUCGGAGCUGUUGUGCCUUGACUUUAAAGUGCUGCUGUAUGUUGCGUAGUGUAUGUAGAGAAACUUUGCCUACAUUACCAAACUGACCAGGAUUUAAGGUUUACCGGAAACACAUUUCAGAUGCACUGGAUUAUGGUUAUGAUUUAUUAUUUGGCUUAAAUGUAUAAUAUAAUUCUUCCAGUUUGUCAUGUGUUUACAACAUAUUGAUAAGGAGGCCUUCACCUUGUAUUUACCAGCAUUGUAUGUGGGUGUUAAUACUGUAAAUUCAUUCUUAAUAUAUUGAACACAGUGUUAUAUUUAAAGUCUGAAUUAAAUCAAAACUGCAGAGA
Molecule: messenger RNA, 2933 nt
Organism: Micropterus dolomieu (smallmouth bass)
Lineage: Eukaryota; Metazoa; Chordata; Actinopteri; Centrarchiformes; Centrarchidae
Gene: lipea
Product: lipase, hormone-sensitive a
Exons: 11
Coding region: 142-2274 (710 amino acids)
Biological process (GO): triglyceride catabolic process; cholesterol metabolic process
Cellular component (GO): cytosol
Molecular function (GO): sterol ester esterase activity; triacylglycerol lipase activity
Source: RefSeq, a predicted model, not a curated record